Messenger RNA from Protopolystoma xenopodis, 447 nucleotides. The record is from the annotation of a GenBank genome assembly. NCBI's taxonomy places the organism in Eukaryota, Metazoa, Platyhelminthes, Monogenea, Polystomatidea, Polystomatidae.
UUACCUCAUGGUUCUCAUCUAUCUGCCGUUAUCUCCAAGGCCUUGCUACAGUCGACUCGUAGAAACCUAGCUGAUCUGCCUUCGAAUUUGCAGAAUACUCAUCAUGAUAAGCAUGGAAUCGGCACUGCCCAUACCAACCUGGCAUUGGACAGUAUCUCCCAUACUCUCUUUUACUUGGCUUUAUUAAGAAACUCUGAGGUUAUCAGAAGUUGUUAUUUUGAACCAAAUAUUUGGCAACCAGCUAGUAUGGACAGUCGGUGCUGUCGCCGCGUACUGUGCUGCUUAGCCCCAGCAUCUUUAUCUAGCCCUCGUGAACUUAUGUACGGUUCCUUAGCUUCCAAGCCCUUAGGCCAUCGCAUGCUAACAAUCGAUGCUGCCCUGGUUUUUAAAGGUGAGUACGCCUUGCUUCAUUUUCUCGCCUUGAUUUCGUCCUCUUUUCGAUCAUAA